AUGGAGAAUAAUUUGAUGGGAGGAUCAGUGUCAAGGCCCAUCAUAAGGAAUAAGGGGCUACUUUGUCUCACGCUGGCUGUCAUUUUGACCUUUUCAUGUGUGUUCACUUACCAUUCCACUUUUAAACAGGCUGCCUCACAACCGAUUUCUAGUAUGCACAGGAAUGCGACUUCAAAAAUGACAAGUUAUGAGGAUGAUUUGGCAAGGUUGAGACUGAAGUACCAGGCUCCGGUAAGUAUAUAUGAUCCAUAUCUUGGUAGGAAUAGGACAUUAUAUGGACGAUUUUUGCAUAUCACAGACAUCCAUCCAGAUAGACAUUAUGGGGAAAACAAUUCUAUUUCCAGGCUUUGUCACUAUCCGCCAGCCCAAUCUAGUAUUUUUGGGAGCGGUGACAACGACGUUGAUGAUCUGGCACCGAGAUUUGGUAAAGCAAUGGCUGGCUGUGAUUCUCCAAUGGAUUUGAUAGAUUAUACUUUAAAAUGGGUUCGAGAAAAUUUACGAGAUAAGAUAGACUUUGUCAUAUGGACGGGUGACAAUAUUCGUCAUGAUAAUGACAGAUCGAUUCCAAGAACCGAAUCCCGUAUUUUCGAAAUGAAUGAGAUUGUAUCAGGUAAAUUUCAUGAUCUUUUUUCAAAACAUGACAGUGACGAUCCAAGAAACCUAGAUGUUGCAGUCAUUCCGUCGUUGGGGAAUAAUGACGUUUUUCCACAUAAUUUGUUCUCUUUAGGGCCGACGUUACAAACUAGAGAAUUAUACAAGAUAUGGGAUGAUUUUAUACCACAAGAACAGCAAAGGACAUUUGAUAGAGUGGCAUCCUUUGUGAAAGAAGUAAUUCCUGGAAAAUUAGCCGUCAUUUCAAUCAACACGCUAUAUCUUUUCAAAUCUAAUCCUCUAGUUGAUAAUUGUAACGGGAGGAAGCAACCUGGCUACCAAUUACUUAUAUGGCUGGGGUACGUUCUUCAAGAAAUUCGAGAACGAGGCAUGAAAGUUUGGAUAAGUGGCCAUGUUCCACCUAUCCAAAAAAAUAUGGAUGAUAGUUGUUACAAUAAAUUUUCGGCAUGGACGUAUGAAUAUAGAGAUAUUAUCAUCGGUGGAGUAUAUGGCCAUAUGAAUUUGGACCAUUUUAUACCUGUUGAUGGGAAAAAAUCCAAGAAACGAAUUGAAAAAUAUUCUACGGAUGCUGAUAUACCUGUUCUACUCAAAACUGAGGAAGGGCACAAUACUGAAGUAUCAGCGUUUGAGAAACUUUUAAAUGAUAUCCAUUUAGAAGGAGCUCAACCAGUCAACAAGGAGGCAUAUAUGGAUGAUGUUAGAGAAACAAUCUAUAAUAAAGUACGAAAGAAAUUAGGUUCAAUAGACGAUAUCACCGCUAAAAGGAAAACAAAGGACGAUAUAUAUGAGCGAUACUCAAUUGUACAUAUUGCUGGAUCAGUGGUACCGACAUUCAAUCCAUCAUUUAGGGUUUGGGAGUAUAAUAUCACCGACUUAGUGGACGAUGUUAAAGCUCGAGAAAUUCGGCCCUGGAACGAGUUUUUCCGGAGUUUAGAAACUGAAUUAUUUGAAGAUUCUGGAAAUGGCGUCGAUAUAUUCAGUCUCGACAGGAAUAAAAAUGACAAGACGACCCCACCAAAGAAGCCUAAAGAUUUACCUUUAGGCCCUGCAUAUAUUCCGCAAUUAUUCACACCCACGAGCUUUGUCCAGUACUAUGCAGAUUUAGAAUCAAUUAACGAGCAUUACUUAAAGGAAGUAUCAGAUGGUGUUGCCCCUGAUGAGGCAGCUGAUAGCGUUUUCCAUUACGAUGUAGAGUAUACUUCAGUAGAUGAAGGUUUUGAUAGCAAAUCUCUAUUAGUGGGUGAUUAUUUAGAGUUUGCAGCAAAACUAAGCAAAAAAGAGAAAUUGUGGGGAGCAUACAAGAAAAGAGCAUUCAUAUCAUCUGGAUAUAAAGAUGAAUGA
This is a messenger RNA of Kazachstania africana CBS 2517, 1953 nucleotides long. It is a transcript of the gene PPN1, whose product is annotated as endopolyphosphatase. NCBI's taxonomy places the organism in Eukaryota, Fungi, Ascomycota, Saccharomycetes, Saccharomycetales, Saccharomycetaceae. Gene Ontology annotation, cellular component: membrane; fungal-type vacuole. Gene Ontology annotation, molecular function: exopolyphosphatase activity; endopolyphosphatase activity. The record is from RefSeq and is a predicted model, not a curated record. Bases 1 to 1953 code for a protein of 650 amino acids. Gene Ontology annotation, biological process: polyphosphate catabolic process. The transcript has a single exon.